Porites evermanni is the source of this 465-nucleotide messenger RNA. The record is from the annotation of a GenBank genome assembly. NCBI's taxonomy places the organism in Eukaryota, Metazoa, Cnidaria, Anthozoa, Scleractinia, Poritidae.
AUGUCACAAUACAAUGGAGCCUUUGGAUGCCCAUAUUGUCUUCAUCGCGGUGAAACAGUAAAAACCAGUGAAAGAGGGCAUACCAGAGCAUACCCUUUUCAUAUAAAAGGCCGGCAAAAUGAUGAAAGGAUACAAGAAUCACACCUGACAGCCAUGACUUUUGAGAGAAGAACUCAUCAGCAAACCCUAAAAUUUGCCAAAAAGGCUCAUAGUCUCAGAGCCAGUGGUAAAUCAAGUUCAUCAGUUAAGGGUGUAAAAGGAAUGACUUGGAGUAUGCUUUUUUCAGGCUUUGAUAUUAUCAAUGGUGUUACCAUUGAUUAUAUGCAUUGCAUAUUGCUUGGUAUUACUAAAAUGCUGUUGACACUUUGGACAGACAAAUCCUAUUCAGCUAAUCCAUGGCAUGUUGGGUCAGACAAGUUGAAGAAACUGGAAGAAAGGUACUUAGCAAUCAAGCCCCAAAUGUGA